Messenger RNA from Hepatospora eriocheir, 189 nucleotides. NCBI's taxonomy places the organism in Eukaryota, Fungi, Microsporidia, Hepatosporidae. The record is from the annotation of a GenBank genome assembly.
AUGUUUAAAUUUUUUUUAAAACGAAUCCUUUGUAGAAACAGAGUUACUACAGUUAUAAUCUUUGAAUUAUUAAUUUUAGCAUGUCAAACAAUAUUGAUAUAUUUUUUUUAUAAUAUAUAUUUUUCAAUAUUAAACAAACUUAUGAAAUUUGAUAAUCAAAAGAUAGAUGAUGAGGAGACGACAAGAUAA